UUGUUGAAAUAUUUACUCAAUUUUUUUUAACUACAAAAAUAGCUAUAGAAACGAGAAUUUAUUUUUUUAUAACUAAUUUUACAUUUUCUGAAUAUUAAUAUGACACUUAAGAAAAGUGACUUCAUCGUAUGGAUUGACAUGGAAAAAACGGGACUUGAUCCUCUAAAGGAUCGAAUUUUAGAACUCGCCUGUAUUAUUACCGAUGGCAAUUUAAAAACAGUGAGCGAUGAAUUUCACGUUGUUAUUCAUCAAUCGGAUGAAGUCCUCGAUAAUAUGGAUACUUUGAAUAGAAAUCGUCAUAAAACGUCUGGAUUAAUAGACGUGUCUAGAAGGAGCGAAAUAAAAAAUUGCGAUGCUGAAACAAAAUUGUUGGAAUUUUUACAAAAAUAUAUUUCAAAACGUACCUGUCCACUUGCUGGGAAUUCUGUUUGUAUGGAUCGAUUAUUUCUCACAACACAAAUGCCUUUAGUUAAUGACUACUUACAUUAUCACAUAAUUGACGUGUCAUCUCUCAAGGAACUCGUGAGACGCUGGCAACGUUCAAAAUAUCGAGAUAAACCACCAAAAUAUUUAUGUCCCCGAGCACUUUAUGGCGUUAAAGAAAGUAUAGAAGUAUUAGAAUAUUACAGAAAAUGUUUAUUUCAACCCGAGAGUCAAUAGUGACGAAUUAAUUCCUCUUUAGUUGAAUUUAAUCUUGCCAAUAUUUCUUUAAGUAUUUAAAAUGAUAUUAAUUAUACAAAACUGAUUGUGUUUUUCAAUUAUAUACAAAACUAAUUGUUUUUACAAAAAAUUUGUUUUACAAAAAAUUACAAUAAUUUACUAAUUAUACAAAACUGAUUAAUUUACCAAUUAUACAAAAACUAAUUGUUUUAUGAAUAAAUUAUUAGAAUGAAA
Molecule: messenger RNA, 894 nt
Organism: Leptopilina heterotoma
Lineage: Eukaryota; Metazoa; Arthropoda; Insecta; Hymenoptera; Figitidae
Product: oligoribonuclease-like
Exons: 4
Coding region: 100-660 (186 amino acids)
Cellular component (GO): mitochondrion
Molecular function (GO): nucleic acid binding; 3'-5'-RNA exonuclease activity
Source: RefSeq, a predicted model, not a curated record